AUGGGAAUCAUGCCGGAGAUCGGGAGGGCGUGGGUCGCCAUCGACUGCUAUAUAUAUCUCUGGAAUUACGACAACGGAAGUGAUGUCGCAUAUUAUGAUGGGUUGAGUGAAACCAUUCUUAGCGUCGGAUUAGUUAAACCAAAAGAAGGCGUUUUUAAGCCACACAUCAAAUACCUGUUGAUUCUGACGACAGCCGUUGAGAUACUAUUGCUUGGAAUCACUUUUAGCACCAGUGAAGACGGCUCGGAAGGGGAUCUCCUCUUAGUUCCCGACCCUAUCUUUAGGGUUUCCACCGAUAAUGUUGUGAUGAAUGUAAUCAGAGGUUCACUGGACGGCCGUAUAUUCCUCGGCGGCAAAGAUGGCUAUGUUUAUGAAGUGAUAUAUCAGGCCGAAGACGGAUGGUUUGGCCGUAAAUGCAAAAAAGUGAACCAUUCCUCGAGUGUUAUCUCAUUUUUGUUUCCGUCGUUUUUUAAUGCUUCUAAAGAAGACGAAGUAAUUCAGAUGGAAAUCGACGAGAAAAGACAUAUACUUUAUACGCUCACCAGAAGCGGAACCAUUGAUGUGUUUGAUUUGGGUUCAGACGGCAAAAGCACUUAUAGAGUCAUUUCAAAGACAUUGAAUGCCAUUGUGAACGAGGCGUCCACUGCCGCCCAAACCAUAGAUCAGUUGAACUUCAAGCCAAUUGUGUCGAUCAGUGCUGUCGAAGAGAGUGAAUCCAUUCAUAUAAACCUCAUAGCAGUGACCAAAGCAGGCGUUCGGCUCUACUUUACGACCACUUCUAUACAAACACCAGAAUAUCGUCCCAAUUCACUGACUCUGAUUCACGUGAGACUUCCGCCUGGAUUUACGGCAUCGUCUCCAUCACAGCGACCGACGGCUGUCCACUGCGCGCACUUCAAGAGAGGCACUCUUCUGAUGGUCUCAUCGCAGAUGGAAAACAAAGACCUCUUGUGGGCCAUAAGCAACGACUCAUUUGCGUUCAGUCAGGAACUUAUGGAACUCUUCUCAGUCUCUCAUCUAAACAGCAAAAUAUGGAGAAUUGCUGAAGAGAUUAAAACCAUUCCUCAUAAACCAUAUCAUUCUUAUGCACUGAAGAACAACAAAGUGGUGCCAAUAGAGUCGCCUCUAUUAGUGACUCAACACAUAGAAGAGCCCCGAAAGUUCAUAUUCUUGACUUCUCAGGGCAUUCACAUCGGAUUUAAGCCCAGAAUUGUUGACCAAUUGUCCCAACUUUUGCACAAUAAUCAGGGCUAUGAUAACGAGUCCGUCAGAUCGUUCUUUGCCUUACACUCUGGCGCUCAGGGCUGUGCCAUCGCUCUUAUACUGGCCUGUGCUUCCAAAUCAGCUCAGGAGGCAAAGAUCAAGGAGUGGGCCACCUCUGCCUUCUUCCACUUCGGUGGUGAUCCUCAACAGAUGACUACUCAUCCAAUUCAACCAAUUUCUAGGCAGUCAUUUCCACUGCACACCAGUCCUGGCUUUGACCGCUCAAUACAACACGUUUCGACACCCGUUUCAGCAACCAAUCAGCCCUUGUUUUCGACCCCUUCAUCGCCAAUACAACCGCAAUCAAUGCCAAUGACUUACUUGAGUCCACCAGACAUGUCGUCUCCUGUGUCUCGUAGCGAGCCUAUGAUGACUGGCGACCCCAAUGUUGUGAGCAUUCAGUUUUCAAGUAAACAUAACGGCGUUUACCUAUAUUUCUCGCGAAUCAUACGUCCCGUUUGGAACCUAAAGUGUGUUUCCUCUCAGAGGACUAUCACUACUGACGGGCAAAAAGAUUUCUUGGUUUCCAGCAUAACGUUGAAUGAAAUUAAGUUAUACGACAAUCGGUUAACAGAAUUACGAGAUUUUCUUAAGAAUAAUAUGAAGUUUUCGCCGAACGCUGAGAACGACAACAGAAAGGGUUUAUUCCGCGGAAGCGAUGUCUACGCCAACGAAAGACAUUCAUUGCAUUUGUUGCUUAGACUCAUAGAGCACUGCAUUGAAGUGUUGGGUCUCUGGAAGCUAUUAUGUGAUCAUCAGUUCCACGCCAUCACUGCUGUGCUUCCCAUCGAAAAGCAAAAUCAAUUGAUUGGACUGACAUUUAGAGAACUUGUCGUUUAUGGCAUCGAAAUGACUACUCUGUUGGCCAGUGCUCUGGUUCGCAGGUUUAUUGAAGACAACUCUACCACUGAUAUCAUUAAUAGACGUCUUCAAGAGGUUUGUCCAUCGAUUUAUAAAAAUGAAAACGCAUUGCACGCGAAGGCGCACGAGUUGGUGACGAAAGCCAAGUUCAUAGCAAACCCGACGGACAGAGCGUCACAAUUAGAGUAUGCGUUGAAUUUGUGCAAAAAGAUCGGCGCCCGCAUUAACCUCCCGGCCAUCUGUGAGUUAUUUCAAUCGGUUCAAUGGUAUGAAGCGAUUGUAGACAUAUGUCUACUGACAGCCCUAAACCGCGAUCCGCAGAACUUAGCGCUUCAUUACUAUCGAAAUGGGGAGCAAAUUGAGGAUCAAAUCGGAUACUAUGUGUUCAGCACUCGUAAUGAAUGCUAUAAACUAUUGCUUGAAGUUUACGAACGACUCGUACAACAGAGCAAAUCGUUGCUUAAUCCUCGAGCAGACGAGUCGACAGUAAAUGUGCUCUCUUUAGAAGAUGCUCAGAAACGGUCGGACGAUAUGUUAAGACAUGCCAUCGCUUGCAACGACGAACUCUUUCACAUCGCUCUAUACAACUGGCUCUAUGAACACCAACACAGCGACCGACUCCUUGAGAUUAAGUCUCCGUAUUUAGAGAGUUAUCUGAAACGCAAGACGUCUGCCUUUUCCGACUCAAUCGCUUUAAUGGAUUUGCUUUGGAUGUACUACGAAAGGAACGGUCACUUCAGAGCUGCCGCUCAGAUAUUGACUAAAUUGGCUGAAAGACGCAGUGCUGAUGUCAAUCUUUACAAACGUAUUGAAUACCUUUCCAGAGCUAUAGUCUGUAUGAAGAGUUCAGACUCGCGUCCGACGGCUCUCUUUGGAGACAACAACCAAUCGGCUGCCGGAGAGUUCUUACACGAGUUGGAGGAGAAGAUGGAAGUGUCGCGCAUUCAACUCAACAUUCUUGAAAACCUUCACAAGUUAUCCGAGUCUAUGCCCACUCAGGAGGCCAUCAAUGCCUUAAACUGUGAUUUACUUGAUAUCACACAACUGUAUGAAGAAUAUGCCGAACGAUUCAAUUUAGCCGAAUGUCAAUUAGCUAUACUUCACUGCGCCGGACAUCACGACCCAAACCUCAUUGAAACCAUUUGGAGGAAUAUUAUUGAUAACGAAUUACGCGCCGUUAGUUCAAUGGCUUCGGAGGCGCAGAAGAGCAUACUUUGCGCCAAAAUUAAACAUUUGGGAAGCAUUUACUUGGGUUCUGAGAAAUAUUUUCCCCUCGAAUUUAUUAUCAAACACUUGGAGACAAAGACUCAGAAUUUUGAGUUUGAGUCCCAAUGGCUUAUUGAGAGUCUGCUGGAAAUGGGCGUUAAUUUAACGGAUUUACUCGAUCUCUACCAUAAACUCUAUAAAUCACGAGAACUGUCCACUUCUUGGCCACGAAAACAAAUACAUUUACUCCGAGUUCUGGCGGUUGUCAUCAAUUUAUAUACACUCAACCAGUCUUUGGUUUCUUAUUCUGAAAGACGCCUUUUUUGCACCAAAAGUCUGGAUGUAUUGUCCGGUUAUUUACUUGAUUUGCAAACGAUGGACACCGAAGACAGAGCCGUCAGAAGUCUUUUAUUCGACUUCAAAGCAAUCAAAGCCAAAACCUAUUUGACGACAAUGUCUUCAACUGAUGGAUCAGAUGAUGAGUUCGAGAGCGCAGAUGAAGAGAUGGACUUCGAUGGCGGACAUACAUCUAAAGCACAAGUGGUGGACACUAUUGAUGCCAACAUUAAUACUCAAACUCAAGACAUUCAACAAACGAGUGAUCUCAUUCAAAGUUCAGACCUGAUAUCAGACACAAAGAUCACUCAAAACCAACCAUCGAGUGAGAGAGUGGUCAACGAAAAAGAGAACCUUUCAGUUGAAUCAUCAAAAUAUGGAUCAAAUAAAAGUGACGUGUCUUUAGAUAAACAAGAAUUCAAUACCAUGACUAUAGUAGUGCCGGCUGUGGACCCACUGACCGGACAGCCCAUGGCAUCGAUGAUGAGCUCCCGCACCGACAUGUCUGCUGCCAAUGUCUACGAAGGUGUGGCCAAUAGUGUGGAUCAGUUCCUCAACUCGGACUCAAUGUUCCCGCAGAUGUUGGACACACUGAAAGUCACUCAAAGAUAUCCAUCUGUUUCUGGCCUUCAAGACAACGAUUAUCCCAAUCUGAACGAAAUGGGAAGCAGUGGUCAGUCGUUAUCAUUACCACAAUUCACGACUUUGCAGACCAUUCCUCUGCCGAAGGGAUUACUCGAACAGUUCUCUCACAUACAACAGAACUGUGAGAUGGGAAUCAUGCCGGAGAUCGGGAGGGCGUGGGUCGCCAUCGACUGCUAUAUAUAUCUCUGGAAUUACGAC
This is a messenger RNA of Oppiella nova, 4509 nucleotides long. Lineage: Eukaryota; Metazoa; Arthropoda; Arachnida; Sarcoptiformes; Oppiidae. The record is from the annotation of a GenBank genome assembly.